Messenger RNA from Anolis carolinensis (green anole), 2395 nucleotides. RefSeq names its product tripartite motif containing 13 (gene trim13). NCBI's taxonomy places the organism in Eukaryota, Metazoa, Chordata, Lepidosauria, Squamata, Anolidae. The transcript is spliced from 2 exons. Gene Ontology annotation, molecular function: zinc ion binding; ubiquitin protein ligase activity. Gene Ontology annotation, biological process: positive regulation of canonical NF-kappaB signal transduction; positive regulation of macroautophagy; innate immune response. The record is from RefSeq and is a predicted model, not a curated record. The coding region runs from base 162 to 1388 and encodes 408 amino acids. Gene Ontology annotation, cellular component: cytoplasm.
GUGGGAGGCGGGGCGAGGUGGCGGCCGAAGCGGAAGAGGAGGCCCUCCCGCGUCUCGAGGCAACAUCCGUCGGCGCCUGGCGCCUUUAUCUGAGGCGGUUGCGGCCUUCAAAGCGACGGCGGGGUGGCUGUACCGGCCAAAGAGGGAGGAGGCGGACUGCAAUGGAGCUCCUUGAAGAAGACCUUACAUGCCCCAUUUGUUGCAGUUUGUUUGAUGACCCACGGGCCUUGCCCUGUUCACACAACUUCUGUAAGAAAUGUUUGGAAGGGAUCUUGGAGGGAAAUGCCCGGAGCAUAAUUUGGAGGCAAUCUCCCUUCAAAUGCCCUACAUGUCGGAAGGAAACUACUGUCACAGGAGUUAACAACCUCCAAGUCAAUUAUUCUUUAAAAGGUAUUGUGGAGAAGUAUAAUAAAAUUAAAGUAACCACAAAAAUGCCUGUGUGUAAAGUGCACAGUGGCCAGCCUCUUAAUAUUUUUUGCCAGACGGACACACAGUUGAUCUGUGGUAUUUGUGCAACUCGAGGAGACCAUAUAAAGCAUGUGUUCUGCUCCAUUGAAGAUGCUUACUGUCAGGAAAAGCGUGCUUUUGAGACAUUGUUCCAAGGGUUUGAGACUUGGCGUUGUGGGGAUGCCCUUUCCCGACUAGACACUUUGGAAACUAGCAAACGGAAAGCCCUGCAGAUGUUGACAAAGGACUAUGACAGAGUCAAAGACUUUUUUGAAAAAUUGCAGUAUACACUGGAACAAAAAAAGAAUGAGAUACUUUCAGACUUUGAGACAAUGAAGCUUGCAGUUAUGCAAGCCUAUGACCCAGAAAUCAAUAAACUGAACACAAUCAUACGAGAACAACGAACAGCAUUUAACAUUGCGGAAGCUUUUAAGGAUGUGUCUGAACCCAUUGUAUUCCUGCAACAGAUGCAAGAAUUUCGAGAGAAAAUCAAACUGAUCAAGGAAACCAGAUUGCCUUGUCUUACUGUAGAGAUCAGCUCUGCAAUCAAAGACUUUGAUACCAGCCACUGGGAACAAUUUAAGUUAGCAGAUGUGGACAAACUUUCUUUACCUCAAGAGAAAAGCGAUGUGAAAGGGGUAAUUUCUCUAUUCUUUUCACCUACAUUUAUCCUGACCGCUUUGUUUUGCUUGCUUUUACUUGGCACUAUGCAAAUGUGCUUCAUGGAUGUUGUUGUUGAUACUCUCCAGUACUGGAAGACUCUUGUCUUGACAUUAAGCUCACGUUAUCUGGCAGAUACAGCAGAGAUUGCAGAUCACGCUGCCUUCUACUGGGAAAAAAUGACAGACAGUGCAUCCAUUCUUAGCGAAAAAUGUGUAAACUAUGCUCAGGUGAUAAUGGAUAACGUUGCCCAGUUUGUGUGUAAAUAUAAACUUUUGUAACUAGCUCUCACAUACAAAGACCAUUUGAAGUGAUUAUUUUAGAGCAGGGCUGGUGAACAAGUGUUCCUCAGGUGUUGAAAUGCAUUGCCCACAAUCCCUCAAUAUUGUUCAUGCUGGCUUGAUUUGAUGGCAUUAUAAUCCAAUACAUGGAGGGCCUGGAGUUUUAAAAGAUUCUUCUGAGGUUAUUGGUAAAUAUUAGUGGUUUUUAAAAAUAAUUUUAUAUUGAUGUAUCAAUAACAUUUUCCCUGUGGUCCAAAUACAUGUUGACAUGCUUUACACAUGUAGCCUCUGAAAUAAGAUCAUUAUGUAAAGUUGAAAAUACUGACGAAGAAGACAAUACCUCUGGCACAUAUCUCUCAAAGUCUCCCAGUGUAACUGCCCCAAAUCCACAUUUUCAGUGUGCCCUUCCAUGUGUUGAGGGGCAACAAAGAUUAUCUUGCUAUUGUCAUUGUAGCUGGAUACGAUAUUAAGACAGACAUCAUCCAGGAUAUGACGGGGCUCCUCUGGAAGUGCCUGUGGGUGGCACGGUUGCUGUACAUCCAGCUAUAGACAAAGUUCCUAUGCUGUCUGCUGACAUGAAGGUGGCUGCCUUGGGGCAAGAGCUACCACACUGAAAAAGUGGGUUAAAAUAGUUUUGGUGGUGGUUCAGUCUGAACAGAAUUCUGACCUCUACACCAACCAAAAAAGUGGGUUACAAUGACAUAAGUUCGGUUUAUGUCAUAGUAACUCACUAACCAGAUGGCAACAUUACUUUCUAUUUCUUCUAUUUUUCCCAAACUGAAAGAAACAUGUUUAAUGUGUAAUGUGAAUUUGUGUACACAACAGAAUAUGUAAUAACGUAUUUACAUAAAAUGCAGUAUGACUGAGUAAAUUUUAUAGUGGACGAGGUAAAUGUUUAGAUACGUAUAUACAGCAUCGUCAGCAAGUGUGACUCUUUUCCAAUAAUGUAUGUUGUAAUAAUCUGUUACAGGUUUGUAUACACAAAUGAAAAAUUAUUUUUGUCUUCA